Drosophila elegans is the source of this 3286-nucleotide messenger RNA. RefSeq names its product insulin gene enhancer protein isl-1 (gene tup). The record is from RefSeq and is a predicted model, not a curated record. Gene Ontology annotation, cellular component: nucleus. The transcript has 9 exons. Bases 445 to 2052 code for a protein of 535 amino acids. Lineage: Eukaryota; Metazoa; Arthropoda; Insecta; Diptera; Drosophilidae. Gene Ontology annotation, molecular function: DNA-binding transcription factor activity, RNA polymerase II-specific; cis-regulatory region sequence-specific DNA binding. Gene Ontology annotation, biological process: positive regulation of transcription by RNA polymerase II; neuron fate specification; axonogenesis.
UCGUUCAGCAAACUCCGUGCAGUGAGCAUGUUUGUACGCCAGAGCCAGACAUCGUCGUUGGUCGGUUGUCGUCAUCGCCACUAUAUUGUAGUAUAGUAUAGCCGUCGUUUCGCGAAAAUCCAUCGCUUCGUUGCCGUUGCCGUCGCCUUUUCGGAUGCGUGGAGACGAGACUCUUGAAACCCUCGAACAAAACGCGCGUGUGCAUAGGAUCAGAUCAGAUAAAAAAAUAAAUAUAUAUCGUAAACCCAGUGUUUUUGUGCCCCGGAUCAAAUCGAGUAAUUCACGCAAAACUUAAUGGAAUAAAUAACCGUACAAGUGCCUUACAAAUAUACCCGCUCAAUGCCGGAAUCCUCUUGAGUCUGGCACGAAAAGCGCUCGCCCUCAAGAUCCCUAACCCACAGAUAUCUCGAGUGUGCUUCGCCGAGUGUCCUGUCAGCCAAAUAUAUGGUAAUGGCAGAGAUUGGUGGCCAUUUGGCUCACCAGCUACCGUUGCACAAUCACAACCACAAUCAAACUGGAUUACAGCCAUCGCUGGUGAUGAACCAUCACCUGGAUUUGGAUUGUCAUGGACAUGAUGUGAUAAAAAAACAACGCCUAUCUCACUGCGUUGGCUGUGGCGGCCAGAUCCACGAUCAGUAUAUCUUACGCGUUGCCCCCGAUCUCGAGUGGCAUGCGGCGUGUCUGAAAUGCCAGGAGUGCAGGCAAUUCCUGGACGAAAGCUGUACGUGUUUUGUGCGCGACGGCAAAACCUAUUGCAAGCGUGAUUAUGUUAGGUUAUUUGGUACAAAAUGUGAUAAAUGCGGCAACUCCUUCAGCAAAAAUGAUUUUGUGAUGCGGGCCAAAACGAAAAUCUUUCACAUCGAGUGUUUUCGAUGCUCCGCGUGUGCGCGACAAUUGCUGCCAGGUGAUGAAUUCGCGUUACGCGAUGCCGGAGCUUUAUAUUGCAAGGAGGAUCACGAUGUGCUGGAGAAAUCGUCGCAGAGCAGCCUCACUUCUUCGUCGGUGGAGAGCAACAACAAUAUUAGCAGUAGUAACAACAACAACACCAACCUUAGCAAUAACAACCAUUCCAGCGAAUUGGGUUCAAUGUCAGAUUCUGGCAGCGAGUCGGGCUCACACAAAAGUAUUAGGGAAAAGCGACCCUCGGGGCCUUCAGAUGGCAAGCCAACGCGAGUUCGGACCGUGCUCAAUGAGAAACAGCUUCAUACGCUCAGAACCUGCUACAAUGCUAAUCCGCGACCUGAUGCGCUCAUGAAGGAGCAGCUGGUGGAGAUGACGAGUCUGUCGCCGCGAGUCAUCCGCGUGUGGUUCCAAAACAAGCGCUGCAAGGACAAGAAAAAGACCAUUCAGAUGAAGCUGCAAAUGCAGCAGGAGAAGGAGGGUCGCAAGUUGGGCUACGGCGCCAUGCAGGGCAUCCCCAUGAUCGCCAGCUCGCCGGUUCGACAUGACUCCCCUCUGAAUCUUCAGGGUCUGGAUGUGCAGACAUAUCAGCCGCCGUGGAAAGCCUUAAGCGACUUCGCCCUGCACGCCGAUCUCGACAGCAAUGGCGCGAUCAAUACCCACACGCCCGCAUUUCAGCAGCUAGUCAAUCAGAUGCAUGGCUACGACCUGAACGGGAUGCCCAUCCUGCCGCCGCAUCCGCACUCGCAUCCGGCGCAAGGUCCGCCCCACCAGCACCCUCCGCCCCCCGGCGGACCGCACAACCACCAGAACCAGCAGCCGAACCAACAGCCCGGAGGCAGCAGCCUGGACUCCGGGAUCACCUCGCACCACCAUCCGGAUAGCACCGACUCCUACGUCACCUACCUGGAGAGCGAUGACAAAUCCAAACUGGCGCUGACCCCGUCGUCCUCAUCCUCGGCCUCGGCGGGCACAUCGAUCUCCUCGCCGCCAUCGGGUGUUGGAGCAGGGGGUGGUGCUGGUGCAGGUGUGGGCUUGGGUUUGGGCCUGGGCGUGGGCGUGGUGGCCAAUCAGUCGGCCACCGAGCAGCUCAUGCAAAUGCUCCAGAAGGUAACCGGCUCCGCUUCCCCGGCCUCGCAUGCGGUGCUCUAAAAACCAAGGGGCGUGCGGGGGCGUGGCUGGAAGCUGGCGCCGUAGGAUCUACAGUCGAACUUCGCUAACUUAAAAUUUUUCACACCGAAAAUUCACAUCCAUAAAAAUAUAAUUCUGGAAAAUAUUAAUUUAGUUUAGGCUCAAAAAUUAAUUUACAAUCAUAUUUAGAUUAAAGUUAAUUUAGUUUCUGCAGAACGAUCAAGUUUAUGUUAUAGCCAAUGUAUUCUUCAAUGUUGUAAAUUGAUUUUCCCAAUCAAAUUAUCCAGUUAGAAAAGUUCGACUGUAUUCGGGGAUGUGUGCAAUGGUUUUUGCCCCUGUUUUUUUAUUCUACUAAAUUUGUAUUCUGUAAAUUUAAUUUUAUUUUGUUUGAUUCGGUGCCAAAAAAUAGUCUGUAGGCCGUUGGCAUUUUGGGGAUAAUCUGGCUCUGGCUCUGGCUCAGUUGCACAUUUCGUUAUGUAACAUACACUUUUGUUGUUGAGUUCCAAAAUGAAAACAUGAAAAAAUUAAAUUAAAAUAAGCUAAACAAAAAUGCUCACACACUUGAAAAGUUUUACCAAUAAUUUUUGACACGAAAACAAAAAUUAUGAUAACAAAAGGAAAACAGUUACUUCGCAUCAAGUAGGGAAUUUCAUUAAACAUAAAUUUGUAAAUAAUUUUUAUAUAUAAAUAAUAAACGAAUAUAUUUUCAUUCAAAAUGCAAAACAAGAAAAAGAAAAAGCGAUCGUAAGCAUUCAAAAACAAAAAAAGAGAAACUGACUCGUGUGUAUUAUAUGGGAUAAAGAAUCCGAGGGGUAGCGAUAAACUAUAAAGGCGCACUUGGCAAACUUGUAAAUCGAAUUAACAACAACAAAAGCAUCUACGUCUAAGCUCGUAAAUUGUAUGGCAAAAGAAACACAAAAUUAUUAUAAAUAAAUAAAUGCAAGCAAAGAAGUGGGGAACUUUAUGUAAGUGAGAAAGAAAAACUGUAACUAAAUCUAGACUUAUUUGUUAGUUUUAAAACAUUUCCGAAAUGCAUUAUAAGAUGAGGAAGACAAAAAAUCCGACAGCGGGAAGGAAAAUAAGAGAGAGAAAGCGAAAUGUACCAAGGAUGUUUAUAAACUGUUUCGUAAAACAACUAAUGUAUUUUCAAUAAUAUUUAACUAAUAUUAAUAAUAAACAGUGCAUAAGUAAUUUUAGUAACUAUAGAAAAUGUUUAAAUGAAAUUACAAACGAAAAUAAAACGCAAAAAAACAAC